AUGUCGUUUUCAGAUUUGUACGCAAAAUAUAAUUGUACAUAUUGUCAAGAAGAAAUAAAUGGAGUGCGUGUGAGAUGUUCUGAAUGUAAAGACUUUGAUAUUUGUUUGCAGUGUUUUUCUCUAGGUGCUGAAAUUGGAUCGCAUAAAAAUGAUCACUCCUAUCAAUUUAUGGAUUCUGGUGCGUUUGGAAUAUUCUUAGGUAGAACUAGUUGGUCUGCGAAUGAAGAAGUAAGACUUUUAGAUGCUAUAGAACAAUUUGGUUUUGGCAAUUGGGAAGACAUUGCAAAACAUAUAGAAACUAGAACUCCUGAAGAGGCUAAGGAUGAGUACAUAACAAGAUACCUAGAGGGAAGUAUAGGUCGGGCGACAUGGGGUAAUGUUGAAAGCACUAGUCGCCCAUCAUUACACUGUGCAGAUAAAGACGAGGGACCACUUAGUCCUAGUGCUGUAUCACGUUUACCUCCAUUAGCUAUAAGUCCAGAUGAAGCUGCUCAACUUGGUUAUAUGUCUAACCGAGAUGAUUUCGAAAGGGAACAUGAUCAUGAAGCAGAACAAUUAAUAUCCACAUUAUCUCUAAACCCUGAAGAUGACGAAUUAGAUGUUGCUUUAAAGUUAUCUCAAGUUGAUAUAUAUACCAGGCGGCUGCGUGAGAGAACAAGAAGAAAACGUCUAGUGCGUGACUAUCAAUUAGUUUCAAUAUUUUUUAAUAACCAGAGGAAUAAGCAGAAAACUUUAGGAAAACUUGCCAAAGAAAAAAAAGAGUUCACGGAGCGCCUCCGCUGGACGGCUCAGUUCUACGGGUGCGCGGAGCACGCGGCCGUGGUGACGGGGCUGUGGCGCGAGCGCGAGCUGCGCGUGCGCCUGGCGGAGCUGCACCGCUACCGGCUGGCGGGCGUGACGCGCGCGGAGGAGUGCGCGCACUACGAGCAGCACGCCGCGCUGCGCAAACCCCACCACGACGGCAGCAGUGGGUGCCUGGACACACACCAGACAAAAGAGCUAACGCAGACCAACACGCAGCAGCUAAGAAAAAGAGACGGCGAAAGCGGCUCAAGUUCCACCAGCCCAAAGUGCACACGGGACGCAAGUAUCGCAUGUGGCUGCUCCAAAAGCAACUGCAGCAGCGCCGUCUGCUCGAUGCGUGCGCGUCUGCUGACCACUAACGAAAUACAGCUGUGCACCGCACUGAACCUGCCGCCCACGCAGUACGUGACAAUGAAGGGCGUGUUGCUACGCCGGCCUGCCGACGGUGACCUCGACCUUGCCAUCCGCAGCUACCUUCACUCUGCCGGCUGGCUACGAAAC
This is a messenger RNA of Brenthis ino (lesser marbled fritillary), 1305 nucleotides long. Lineage: Eukaryota; Metazoa; Arthropoda; Insecta; Lepidoptera; Nymphalidae. The record is from the annotation of a GenBank genome assembly.